UAAAAAAUAUAGCAAUCAUUGAAAAAUCACCAGUCCAAAUUGAACACGACAGCAAUUUAGUUGAAAACAAAUAUUUAACAUUAAAGUAACUAUUGAGUGGUCAUGUAAAUCCAUAAGAAACCAAAUGGCUUAAGAAAUGUUGCGCAGAAACUUAACACAAAAUCCAAUUGGAUAAAAAUAUCGACACGUCAGUUUGAGAAAACUUGCGAAAGUGUAAACAUGAAAUAAAAUAAUAACAAACUAAUAUAAUAAAUUCAACGAACUUGUAAUGCUGCAAUAAUAGUUGCAAAGACUUCGGAUAAAGCUCUGCGUACAAUUUUUGGAAUUGAAAUCUCAGACCUUAAAUCAUAGCAAUCCAAACAGAAUAUACCAUGGCAGCGACAACACCAGCCGUUUUUAUAACAGUGCCCAAGUACGUGGCCAUAACACAUAACCCAACCAUGACGUUGCCUAAGAUAAGGCCAGCACCCACACCCACGUCAUUGCAAAGCACAAACACAAUUGGAGCAAAUUCAGAUGCAUUUAUCGAGGAUGGCGCUACCGCCCCUAGGGGCAAAAAGCGACGCCUUGACCACUUAACAUGGGAAGAAAAAAUACAGCGGAAAAAAUUGAAGAAUCGUGUGGCCGCACAAACAUCCCGCGACCGCAAAAAAGCACGAAUGGAAGAUAUGGAACAUGAAAUUGAAGAUUUAACACAAAAAACAGAAAUAUUACAAAAUAAAUGUGAAAGCUUGCAAGCAAUUAAUGAAUCCCUACUUGAAAAGAAUCACAAAUUAGAUAUGGAAGUUGAAUUACUUCGACAAAAACUCGAUGAAGUGCAACAAAAACAGAAGAAACAAGAAGAGCAAUUAGCCAGUAACGCAGCAAAGUUAAAAGCUAAAAACACAGUUGAAACUUGUGCCGGCUCUGCAGCAGGGAUCAACCCAAAUGGACUCUCAGUCGACAGAAGAACAACUGAAAAAGAGCAACUCAGUGGCGUCACUGUGGAGGAUUAUUGCACUUUGCCUACUCUUCAAGAUAUGCUCCUCGUCGACGAAGAAUUCGAUGCCAGCAAAUUGGAAGAACUUGCCGAAAGCCUCCUGGCCGAUAUCACAGCGGACAUGGAAGCUGGUAAUGGAGCGGGCAAUGAAAAUGAUGCCAAAAUCGCAGGCAUCGCAGAGCGAUUGUCUGGAUCAAUGGUGGGGACCAAAACAGAAUGCCUGGAAUCCGGCAAACAUACAAACGCACAGAGUAUCAAUUUAAAUAAACGGAAAUGGCCAUCUGAUGAUAAAUUACAAAGUAAAUUACCUGCAGCGAUAGAUGAGCUUAUAACCACUAACACAUUGCCUGUGCCUUCCACACCUAUAACUAUUGCAUCAGCAACAACCAUGCCAACGAUAACUACAGACAAUGAAAUAUACAGCAUGGAGGAGGGACAAUUAAACGAAGAGAUUGAAACUUCAACGCCACCCGAUAUGCUGUAUGGCACUUAUGAUGCCAAAACAAACUCCAUCACUAUAGUUGUAGAUGAUGAUGCUGUGCCAGUAAAUGAAGCUGUCGAAGAAAUAUAUUGUGAAGGUGUUAUGCCGCAAACGUGUGAUGAAAUUAAAUAUCCCACACCUGCUGCCUCACCCUCACAAGUUUUCCUGAAUGUGGUCGAUGAUUCUGAUGAUGACUUGGACUUCGACCCAAUAGAGCGUUUUCUACAACCUAAACAACCGCUAUCUAAAUCACCCGCACCAUCACUGCAUUCAGCCACCUCAGAUCACGGCUAUGAAUCGAUUAUUGGUUCACCAACAUCUGCAGCGACGGAACAAUUUGAUACGAGUGCUGAAGAUUUCGGUUGGCAUGGUAGUUUCAAUGACUUGUUUCCAAAUUUAAUUUAAUUGUGUCAACUCUAAUUUCUUAGUAGUAGAACUUAGAUCUAUAAUUUGUACGCCAUGUCACAUAGAUGCUGUUAUAUGCAAUAGUUGUAAGUUGUAGUGUGUUAAUUUGAUUGUAUUAUUCAAAAGAAUUUCCUAAGGGUUUCCUAAUUUAAUUGGGUUAGUAGUUAAAAGCUCAAAUAACUAAUUUUACAAAAAUUAAAAUAUAAGUACCAUUUGCUUAAUAUAUUUCAAAUUGUACGUACAUAUGUAAUUUUUUAUCGCUGUAUCUAAUUUAUUUUGUAGUAAUUAAGAUUAAAAUGGUUUAAGCACAUUUGAAAAAAGCUUACAAAUAAAAAUACAUAUAUGUUACCGUUGAAAAAAA
This is a messenger RNA of Ceratitis capitata (Mediterranean fruit fly), 2226 nucleotides long. RefSeq lists its product as uncharacterized. The transcript is spliced from 3 exons. Lineage: Eukaryota; Metazoa; Arthropoda; Insecta; Diptera; Tephritidae. Bases 372 to 1865 code for a protein of 497 amino acids. Gene Ontology annotation, molecular function: RNA polymerase II transcription regulatory region sequence-specific DNA binding; DNA-binding transcription factor activity, RNA polymerase II-specific. The record is from RefSeq and is a predicted model, not a curated record. Gene Ontology annotation, cellular component: nucleus.